Tribolium castaneum (red flour beetle) is the source of this 1777-nucleotide messenger RNA. Its product is annotated as tudor and KH domain-containing protein homolog. Gene Ontology annotation, biological process: spermatogenesis; P granule organization; piRNA processing. Bases 156 to 1538 code for a protein of 460 amino acids. The transcript is spliced from 4 exons. Gene Ontology annotation, molecular function: RNA binding. Gene Ontology annotation, cellular component: P granule. NCBI's taxonomy places the organism in Eukaryota, Metazoa, Arthropoda, Insecta, Coleoptera, Tenebrionidae. The record is from RefSeq and is a predicted model, not a curated record.
UCCUGUACUGCCACCAUGCAUGCGCACUCUUGAGUGUCACUUUUCUAAAAUCAAAUGUGUCCAGAAAGAGGUUAGGUUUUGUAAAAAUAGAAAUUUAUUUUAAACCAUCAAAAUAAAAAAUAAUUCGGUAACGUAACGUGUGAUUUCGCACCGGCAUGAAGAUAAUCGCAAGAAGUGUAACUUUGGCUUUGGGCUUAUCAGUGUGCGGCAUUUCGGGGUAUUUGCUGUACCUCUUGCUCAAAAAAGACGACGAUGACGAUUACACUGACACCCUCAGCCGUAGCUCAAAAUUCAAAAUCCUGGAAGUCCCAGUUCACAAAGACAUGGUUAAAGUCCUCAUUGGACGCGGGGGCAAAAACAUCAAACUGAUCCAAGAGCAGUCAAACACUCGCAUCAACUUCAAAGAACGCGAAGGCCAACAGGAGGCAAUUUGCGUGAUUCGGGGCACAAUUGAGGCCUGCAAUAUUGCGGAAAAUUUGGUGCAAGAAUUCGUAAACAACCAACCGGUGCUUGAAUGUGAGGACGUUUACGUGCCUCAAGGCUGCAUUGCCAGGAUCAUAGGGCGCGACGGCGACCGAAUUCGCGAGAUUUGCUGCAAAUCGGGGGCGAAAGUGACAGUUGAUGACAACAGGGGGGCUGUCAAUAGACGGGUCUCAAUCAAAGGGACGAGGGAACAAAUCGUCGUUGCCAAAUCAUUGAUUGAGGAGAUCGUGGAGCAGUCGCACAAAACCCAAGUCCAGAUUGAGGCAAGUCUGGCCAAGCGGGAGCCCCGGCUCCCCCCGAAGGCCAGCGAGAGCCCCAAGCCGGUGGAGAGCCCCAAAGUCGAAAGGAUCUCUCCAGUUCCAGGUCAACCGGACGCUCAAUUCGAGGUGUAUGUCUCGGCAAUGGUGGACCCGUCCCGCUUCUGGCUCCAAAUAGUGGGCCCCAAAGCGACGGAACUCGACGUUUUGGUCGAAGAAAUGACCGAAUACUACCGCAAGCAGGAAAAUCGCGAAUCCCACAUUUUGAAUAAAGUGACUAAAGGCGAUCUUGUCGCUGCUGUGUUCCAAUACGACAGCAAAUGGUACCGGGCUGAAGUGCUCAGUCUGAGUGACGAUAACCCGCCCCAAGCUGAACUCUACUAUGUUGAUUACGGGGACACGGAUUUGGUCCCCGUUGAGGAAUUGUACGAGUUGAGGACCGAUUUCCUCCGACUGCAUUUUCAAGCAAUUGAGUGUUUUCUAGCACGAGUUGAUCCCGUGGGAGAGAGUUGGUCGGUGGAAGCCGUGGAUAAAUUCGAAGAGUGGACACAUGUGGCGCAGUGGAAGAAACUGUCGGCGAAAAUUAACGGAUAUUGUGUUAGGGAGAAGACGAGGGCGAAGCGCGAGGGCUCUCCGGUCCCCGGUGUUGAUUUGUUCGAUGUGAACGGUGAAAAGGACGUCGAUAUCGCACAAGAAUUGGUUAAUCAAGGGUUCGCUGUUUUUAAAAGAGACGUGGAUUUGAGGCCGAGCAGUCGCGCCACGAGUGUUAGUAAUAUUAGUGUAGCUUCGAGUUCGUAGUUUUUUACCCAAAUUUUUCGAAAUAAAUUUUUAUCGCCCUGUUCCUCAAGUUACUUAAUUCAUUUUUACAUUGCUCUUAUUUUUAUUUAUUUUUACGUUUUAGGUGCAAUUAAUUAUUUUUUUAAUAUUGAGUAACCCUUUUUUAAAUUUUGAAAGUUUGUGCCUUAAUGAUUAUCUUCAAUAUUGUGAUCUUGCCCGAGAUUCCAUUUAUAUUUCGUUGAAUAAACCCUCUUAAGUUA